Adelges cooleyi (spruce gall adelgid) is the source of this 1627-nucleotide messenger RNA. RefSeq lists its product as uncharacterized. Gene Ontology annotation, molecular function: calcium ion binding. The record is from RefSeq and is a predicted model, not a curated record. Lineage: Eukaryota; Metazoa; Arthropoda; Insecta; Hemiptera; Adelgidae. Bases 1 to 1530 code for a protein of 509 amino acids. The transcript is spliced from 9 exons.
AUGUGCGUUUUCAUCAGGAUAACCGUGACGGCGUUUUGUCUGUGCGCGGCGCCAAAGCCGUUUGACGGUCUAGCAAUACCGGUGCAAAUUGAAAACAUACAGGCCAACGAGGUGGGCGAGCUGCUCAUGUUGUGCUACAAGUUUAUGGACUUGAAAAUGCGCACUGGAACUAUUUACACCGCGACGGACGAACGGCGACUUCCGUUAACCGAUAACAUCGCCAGCACGGAAAUGAUCUACAAGGGCACCGCUAAGUUUGUGGACUACGGCAUACCGGUGGCGGAUAAGACUUUGUUGGACGUAUGGGCGAACGCGGCGUAUCGCCCUUUGUUCUUAGAAAUAUCGUUGAGAAUAAUAAACGUCGUGGAGAGCGUCGGCGUGUUCCUCAUCACCAAAAUGGCAAUUUACCUCGAGUCGAAUAGCAUUUCAGUGUUCGUCCGACUUUGGCAUCGAAGACUUACUUCUGGUUCAACAAAGUGUUUGAAAACAAAAACAGCCAUUAUGCAUUUAAAAUGUGCUGUUAUUCUGUUCGCGUUGUACUUCGUGACCGCGACACAGAGCAUGGGACUCAAUAAAGAUCAAGUCAAAAAAAUUGUUAAAAUAUUCAAAACGUUCAAAAACGGUACAGACUUAAGCACUUCAGCACUAUGCAGGGAAUAUAAUUUAGUUUUUGAACACAAAAGAGGUAGGAGUCCCGCUCGAAAAGUACAAGACCUUUUGGUAUUUCUGGCCAGUAACGAUAAGAUUAAUGACAACCCGAAGAUUCAAAGUUUAUCGUCAUACGAAGUAAAAAUUUUCGUGGGCUUGUUUAACAAAUACGACCAAUGGUUCGACCAUAGCGGACUACUUGACUACGACGAAGUAAAAAAAGUUGUUAACGCUUUAAAUCUAGAAGAUGACGUCGAAAAAAACUUAGUAGACAAAAUAAAAUACAUAUUUAAUGCCUUAAUCAGAGAUUCAGUUGACUCAAUUCUAUUAAUAUCGAGUGAAACAAUUAACGCCCCGAAAUUCUUGGAGGCCUUUUUGGAAGUAAAACCAAAAGGCAAAGGUCUGGACAAAAAACGAAUUCUGGAACUCAUCAAUUUAUAUAAGGGUCACAAAAUAGCUGGCGAUUACAUUGACCCUGUUGAAAUAGCAAAAUUCUUCAAAAACUUAUCUAUAGUUAAACAAGAACACGAAGGCCUUUGGUUUUUGAUUCCAUACAAUGGACCCUUAUACUCUACCGAUUCAGUUAGAGAUGUUUUAUGGAGUUUCUCUAAAUAUGACGUCAACAAAAACGGUUUAAUCGAUAAGGGAGAACUAAAAGGAAUUGAAGAACGUCACUACCAGGACGAAGACAUUGACUUUAUCUUUGAAGACUUCGAUAUCGAUAGAGACCAACAUUUGAACAUUGCAGAGUACUGCAGGAUGGAAUUUGCGGAGCAUGAGCGAAUGAACGCUGAAAAGGCAGAGCACGAGUUAAUAGAUGCUGAAAUAGCGGAGCGUGAAGAUACAACGCUGAAAAGGAGGAUAGCAAUGACAGAACCCUGAAAAAAAUUAAGUGUUUUUUUCUGAAUUAAAUAAUAUAAUAAUUGUUAUACAUUUGAAUAUAUUUUGGGAGUGCUUUAAUUAUGGGUAAUAAGCUUUA